CUUCGAGCGCGCCGCCGAGUUCCUGGCCGCCUGCGCGGGGGGGGAGCUGGGCGAGGCCCGGGCCAUGCUGCGGGGGGGGCCCGGCGGGGAGCGGCCCGGGCCCGGCCGGGUCAACCGCACCCACGCGGCCGGGAUCAGCGCCCUGCACCAGGCCUGCAUUGACGAGAACCUGGAGGUGGUGCAGUUCCUGGUGGAGAACGGAGCCGACGUGAACCAGGCGGACAAUGAGGGCUGGACGCCCCUGCAUGUUGCUGCCUCCUGCGGCUACAAGGAGAUCGCCCAGUACCUGCUGGCCCACGGCGCGCAGGUGGCGGCGGUGAACAGCGACGGGGAGAUUCCCCUGGACAUCGCCGAGGACGACGGCAUGGAGGCGCUGCUGCGGGAGGAGAUCGCCAAGCGAGGGGUGGACGUGGCGGCCGCCAAGCGGGAGGAGGAGGAGCUGAUGCUGCAGGACACGCGCCAGUGGCUGAACACCGGGCACAUCGACGACACGCGCCACCCCAAGACCGGAGCCAGCGCCCUGCACGUGGCCGCCGCCAAGGGCUACAUUGAGGUCAUGAGGCUGCUCCUGCAGGCCGGUUAUGACCCCAACGUGCAGGACAAGGACGGCUGGACCCCCCUGCACGCGGCGGCCCACUGGGGGGUGGAGGAAGCCUGCCGCCUGCUGGUGGAGCAUCUGUGUGACAUGGACACCCUCAACAACGUGGGCCAGCGGCCGUGCGACCUGGCAGACGAGGACACGCUCAGCCUGCUGGAGGAGCUGCAGAAGAAGCAGGAGGACCUGCGCAGCAAGAAGGAAGCUCACCUGAAGCAGGCGGUGAUCGAUACCAGCACAGAGCAGCAGCCCGUGUACAGCGCCAAGCACAGGCGGAGCUCCGUGUGCCGCAUGAGCAGCCGGGAGAAGAUCUCGGUGCAGGACCAGUCCAAGGAGCGCAAGACCCUGGGCUCCAUUGUCCCGGAUGAGGAGAACAGCUCCGCCUCCGAGGGGGAGGAGCCGGAGAAACCCACCGAGUCCACGAAGCCCCUCCCUCAGGAGAGCAGCGGCUUGAAUGGGGUCGCCCUGCCCCCUGUCUCCCCUGCACCGACAGGGCCCAAGUUCUCCGGAGGCCGCCCCACAGCGCCGGAGGAUUCGUCGGCACCCGCCUGGAGGGCGGGGCUGCGGAAGACGGGCAGCUUCGGGGUGCUGCAGGACGCCCGGCUGGACGAGGGGCCCCCCAAGGAGGGCAGGAUCAAGCGCUCGGCGUCCAGUCCCAGGCUGGACACAGAGGAGAAGCCACAGGACAUCUGGGAAAUCCUACAGAAGUGGAACAGGACUCUGAUUGGCCCGGGGUUAGCCAAUAAGAGCGUAGCCUCAGAGCUAGCCAGUCGGGAGGAAGGGAGUUCAUCAGGUGACCUGAGCAAGGAGCCACCGCGCCUGGCCCGGGUCCCGCCGACGCCCACCCGGCGUAUCUUCACCCUGCCAGACGCAGAGCCAAGCCGAGCGAGCUUGGAAGACGGCCUGCAGAUGAAAAUCGACGUGGGUCCUGCCCCCAACCAGCUUCCCACUUCCAGCACAGACCCCCGCGACCGUCGAAGGUCGUAUCAGACCCCCGUCAGGGACGAGGAGUCGGAAUCGCAGCGCAAAGCCCGGUCGCGGCUCAUGAGGCAGUCCCGGCGAUCCACCCAGGGCGUCACCCUCACGGACUUGAAGGAAGCCGAGAAGACCAUUGGCCGAUCCGGGGACGCCAGGGCCCCCGAGCAGCGAAUCGGGGAGGACGGGAAGCGGGGCCGGGAAGGGGAGCAGCCACUGGACACCACGGACUCGGCCAGGCGAUGCCGCGCAGCCAACCCCGAGGGCUCCUCGGUGUCUCCCGUGAAUCCCAUCGUGGUGAACUCUCAGGCAAAGAGCGCGCCGGAGCUCGAGGGGCUGGGGCUGGGCUCCGAGGCGGAGGCCGAGCUGCGGAACCGACUCGCCGUGCGGGACCGCCGGAAAGGCCGGCGGGAACGACGCUCCACGGGGAUGGUGCAGAAUGCAGAGGGCGACGAGACCGAGGAGCCGGAGCAGCUGAACGACGCCGCCCCGGGAUCCAGCAGCACGUCCGACCACUUGAACAGCCUCCUGCCCCACCGGACGGACGCCUACGGCUGCGCCAGGCUCAGCAGCGUGAGCAGUGCCGGAGACGAGCACGAAUACAAAAAGCUCUAUGAAGAUCUCCAGGUGGAGAACGAGAAGCUGAAGGAGCAGCUGCAGGAGACGCAGCUGAAGCUAACCCAGAUUAAGCUGGAGCUGGAGCGGGUGACCCAGAGGCAGGAGCGCUUUGCCGAGCGGCCGGCGCGGCUGGAGCUGGAGAGAUUUGAGCGCCGGGCCUUGGAGCGGAAGGCGGCGGAGCUGGAGGAGGAGCUGAAGGCUCUCUCGGACCUGAAGGCCGAUAACCAGCGCCUGAAAGACGAGAACGCGGCUUUGAUCCGGGUCAUCAGCAAACUCUCCAAGUGACGCCCCCCGUCCAGGGCAGGGAAUCGCCCCAAUUCCCGGGCCAGCCCCUUCCAGCUGGCAGGGAGACCCCCCCCCCACGCACUCCAGGCCAGCUCCCCUAGCCAAGGUGCCAUGGGAGGGGGGAGUCUAUGGACCAGAAUAAGCCCCCCCUCCAACAGGACCACACCCCCUUACGCCUCCCCCCUCAAACCAGGGACCUCCUGAUAAACCUCCCCCACAAAUCUUUCCUCUGGGGGAGGGGUGUCUGAGCUCCCCUGAUAAUCAGACUGACCCCCCCCCCAAAACCCAGCCCCCGCCCCAGGACAAAUAUUUAUUAUUUGUGGCUCUUGACAAUUCCUGCUCCAUGUUAAGUGACGCUCGUUGUCAGUAGCUGGGGAUUGGAGAGGGGGCAGAUUCCCACCUGCCCCCCUUCCCCAGUCCCAGCCUCUGGGGGGGGGGGGGGGCUUGUAACCCCUCCUCCCCCUGCUUCCGUUACCCCCAGUUAAAAGCCAAAAUGAUUCUCUCCCUCUCCCCGCCCCCAUUCGAUCGUGGGGGUGUUAGCCGAGAUGGGGAUAUUGCAAGGCCCCCCCCUUUUUACAGACCCUUCAAUUCCCUCCCCCACCCCCCCAGCUAAACAAAUCCCAGAACAUUAAUUUCCUUCCCACCUGGCAGCUUGGUUUCUGCCCCACGGCGCCCCCAGUGGAUGCCAAGGAUCUCUCACCUGCCCGCCCCACGGGAGCCCCGUGCCAUUCCCCCCUCCCCCCGACAGGGAAAACGCCAGCCGGGGGGGGCUGUUUGGGGAGGGGCGUACGGGGCUGGCAGACGGGGGAGGGUGGGGGGCACCAGGCAGGGGGGGCUAUGCCAGUAUUGUGGGGGGGUCCCUGGGGAGAAACGGGGGGGGCUACUCUAGGGUCAGCCCCCAGAGGGGCCCAGUAGGGGGAUGUGGGGGAGGGGACCCCCGAAUACACAGCCCCAUUGGGGCGUCUCCAGUGUGCGCUGCUUGGGUCCGAAGGGGGCAGGGCCCAUCUGCUGUUCUGCCCCCCACAUUCCUGCCUUGGCUCCACCCCCUCGGAAUCUUAGUGUUAAAAGGGGGCGGGACUUUAUCGUCACUUCCCCGCUCCCGUUGCAGUAUCCGGGCCGAACCAUGUCGAUGGCGGGGACCGGGUGGUGCCUCCCAAUUCUUCCUCUUAAGGGCUUCUUCCAUUGUAGAUUUGGCGGCGCAGGCACCAAAUAACCACAUGACCAAAGUGGGGGGUGCCCCCAGCUCCCCAAUAUCCCCCCCCCGACCCAUACGGAACGAAGGGGGAUUCCUGGCUUUGCCAGACUCCCCUCUAUCGCAAACCCAGGAUUGGGGGCUUCAGGUAAGACAAAGGGCAUUGCAGAUCCUGCUGCCCCCCAAUGUGUGUGGGGGGGGCGUGGAUCUCAGCCCCCCCAAAACGUGCCGUGGCUGUGGGGGGGUUCACACCCCAGUUUUCUGCCCCCUUCCUUAAUGGGCCCCAAGCACUGCUUGUCCCGCCCCUUCAAGGGGCGGGGGAGAGGGGCACUUUGCACAGAUGCCAGUACGAAAAAAGGGGGGUUCAGGCUCCCUUUAAAAACUGCCCUGCAAACUGAAUGUGGCUUCCUGGAAAGUGUCCCCCCACAAUUUGAGAGGGGACCCCAAAUUGGUGCCAUGCCCCGCCUCCUGCUGAAAUGUCCCCCUGAAAUUUGUAGGGGAAUCUCAACUUUCCAUGCCCUUACCCUCAGUUCAGAAUCCCCCCCCAAUUCCCAGGGGGGACCCCAAAAUUCUCAGUGCCAUGCAACUGAUUUGCCCCCUCAGCAAAAAACACUCCCCAAAAUUGAGGGCAUCCCACAUUUUUCCAGGUCAUGCAACCAUCUUCCCCCCCCCGUCCCUCAGCAAAAUAAAAAUCGCCAUGAAGUUUGCAGAGGGGGGUCCCCCCCCCGCCAAAUUUAUAUGCGGCCGCUCCCACCACGCCACCCCUGUGAACAUAUUUGUAUAUAAAGGAAAGUAUUUUCUAUACAGCGCUCCCCGCCUCCCCGAAAGAUACGACGUGUGCAAUACCGCAAAGGAAAUUCUAUAUAUUGUAUUUGUUUAUUUUAGCAGCGUGGCUGCAGAUCUUUAAAGCACAGGGCUAGAAAAACGAAAAAUCUUACAAAAAUGAAAACUUAACAAAAAAAAAAUAACAAACAAAAAAAAAAAGAUUUUAAAGCCCGUCCCGCUCCCUGGUGGUGUGGUUUUUAAAGG
Molecule: messenger RNA, 4694 nt
Organism: Mauremys reevesii (Reeves's turtle)
Lineage: Eukaryota; Metazoa; Chordata; Testudines; Geoemydidae
Gene: PPP1R12C
Product: protein phosphatase 1 regulatory subunit 12C
Exons: 23
Coding region: 65-2473 (802 amino acids)
Biological process (GO): signal transduction
Cellular component (GO): cytoplasm
Molecular function (GO): phosphatase regulator activity; enzyme inhibitor activity; protein kinase binding
Source: RefSeq, a predicted model, not a curated record